Oryzias latipes (Japanese medaka) is the source of this 2723-nucleotide messenger RNA. NCBI's taxonomy places the organism in Eukaryota, Metazoa, Chordata, Actinopteri, Beloniformes, Adrianichthyidae. The record is from RefSeq and is a predicted model, not a curated record.
CAACGGUACACAAGCUGAGCCAAAAACACCCAGAAUUGGACACUUGCUCUCCUUGCUUUUGUUGGAUCUAUAAGGAACUAUACACUAACUUCUGACAACUUUAUGGAGUCAGAGAUUCAGAGUGCUGCCAGAUCUCAAAAAACAGGGAUGAGGAGAACACAACCAAGCCCAUAUGAAAUACCAGAUGACAGCAGCAUUAUCCAAUUUAGUGCAAAUGGCAGAAAAAAGCAGAAGGAGGAGAUGCGUAAAUACCUGGCACUGCCAAUUGGAGAGAAAACAUCCCACACUGCAAGAAUGAGGGCCAAGCUAAAGAAUGAGCUGGUGGGAGAUCCAAAGGAGGAGGAAGAGGAAAAGGAGAAGAAGAGGACUCUGAAGCAAAGCAAGAGUAACAUGACAGUCCCUGAACAGACAUCAGGAAAACGUGAGCUGAAAGUUUUCCCCAUGAAAAGAGAAAACAUCACAAAGCACAGCAAAUAUGAAUUCCUCUCCAUGGAACGACAAAAAGCUGUUUUGGAGUUGUCCCUGAUAGCAAAGAGGUCAGAAAUUUUGAAGAUGGACAGGACUGUUGUGAAAGAAGAAAAGCAGCUGAGAGAACUUGAGAAGAACAUUGAGAGACAGAACCAGAGGUUUGAGGAGUUCCUUAAGGAGAACGAGAGAAAGUCUGUGGAAGCCAGAACCCUUUUUGAACAGGAGGACAAAUCAAAGCAGGAGAAGAAUGCUGAGAUUAAGAAGCUCACUGCUGAAAUAGGGAUAAUAAAAAGGGAAAUCUUUGGAUUUGAAGAAACCCUGAUGGACUACAAACGCUACAAAGAGUUUCUUCACCGUCUUUCUCCUCCAGAGUGGCAGGAAGAGCAGAAAUUAAAGGCCUUAAAAGCUAAAGAACCUUCUGACAAAGAUGGAGAGGAAAACCAGGAGGUGACUCUCCAAAACGAUUUGGAAAGGAAAGCGUCAGGUUCGGACAGAGAAGCGUCCUCCUCAGCUCACCUCAGUGAUCCAAGCACAAAAGACAGCUCUGACUAUGAGGACGAUCCAGAGCUGUACUUCACCGACCCCCAGCAGCUGCUGGACCUGAUGGCAGAGCUGACCGAGCAGAAUCUGUCUCUCAUUCAGGACUCCGUUAGGGUGGAGGAGAAGCUGGAGGAGCUCCAACACUCAAUAGAGGCCACCAGAAGAGAGAUUGACGAAGAUGAACGGCAGAUCAAAGUGCAGAUUGAUGAGGUAAAGCAGAGAAUGGACAGGGAGAGGGCGAGAGCCGCCAAGCUCCAACAGAAGGUUCAGCUGCACACGUCCCUGAGCACAGAGGAGCGAGAUGCUAUGUUGGAUGCUCUCAGUGAGAAAGUGGCAAAGGUCCACCGGAGCUGCGUGGAUGACAGAAUGACCAACCUCAGCACCUUUGAGAAGGUGGCGAACAUCGAAAACUGUAUGCUGUCACUGCUGGAGGGCCUGGAGAGCAUUCCUGGAGAGACGCUGGAGAGCAUGAGGAAAAUCAAGGAGAGUGAGAAGAGGACCAGACAGCGCGAGGAAAAGCUGAGGGAACAGAAAGAAAAACAGGAAGAAAGGAUGAAGAGAUACCUGGAAAGAUCUUUUUCCGACUCAAAGAAAAAGAGUGGGAGAAAGCUCAUGCCCAGAUGCAUGCCCGUUCCACAGAAGGUCAAGGUCAAGACUGUGGAAAGGAAUCCAGCUGAAGAUGAGAUCCAGGAGUAUCUCUUUGGUUCUGAGCACACCAACUAAAAGAAAAAAAAACUGAACCAUAAUCUAAAAUAUGUAAAGUUUAGUACUUUUAAAAAUAUAUAUUUUUCAGUGUUUUUCCAAUCAAGGUUAUGCUAAAUUUAGGUGGUGUCCUGGAUUAAAUGGUGCAUUUUGAAUUAGCGACAUAUGGCGUGAAGGGGUCAAAGCCCUGCCUUUGCCCAACAGUAGCUGUUAUAGGCUCCAGCAACCUCGUGCUACCAAAAGGGAUUUAGUGGGAUCAGUAGAUGAAUGGAUGAAUUUUAAACCAAUUAGGAAUGAAUGUUCCAAUUGGGAUUUUAUGGUCUUUAAAAAACAAUCAAGACCGCACUUUUCCAUACAUUAUUGUAUUGCAGAAUCAAUUUUCUAAUUAUAAAAAUGUCUAAAGAAAAUUAAGCUUAAGAUUGCAUUUCUAAGAAUUUCUUUAUUUAAUCCCUUGUGCAUCAGUAGUAAAUGGGAAAAAAUCAGUUUGAAAAAAGGUAUGUAACAAGAUUUGUUACAUAGAACUCAAGCUGGGUGGGCCACAAGCUUCCUGCUCCACUCCCUUCUGAUGCAUCAAUUUAUAGACCACUGCAUCCAUAAACGUUUUGGUUUUCCUCUUCUGACAUUUUGCCAAUAUUGGUCGCUGUUGUUGUCGCAUCGAUAAUGUUAGGUUGGGGGUGUGAGGAAGCUAGUGGAAGAAAGCAUAAACAAAGAGCUCUCAGUUGUGGAUGACAGGAAGGGGGGGGCGGAGCGGCAACAGUCCCUCUCACCGUGCAGAGGUGAAUUUCUAAAUGAACAUUGCCGCUCUCCAGAAACUAUGUCCUAGAAAGAAAGAAAAAUGCAUAAUCAUAAUCAAAAGACACUAAACUAAAAAAGUAUGUUUUUCUUUAUUUCUCUUCCUUUUCUUCUUGGACUAAAACAUCAACAAUACUUGUUUGCUCUUCCUUUAUAUCUUUUUCUAUGUAUAGUUGGUGAUUUGCAUGAUAGUUUAAAUAAAGUCAACAUUAAAAAGUCAU